UCCCAAAACUCUUACGGGGGAGGCCGAGUUCCUGAACAUGGGUUCUUUCGGUUCUAAGCUUUUUGAGCCGGUCAAGGUCGCUGCACCUCCCGAGGUCUCCUCCCCCGCCAAGCCCGCGCCCCUCGCUGCACCCGGAGCGCCGACUUCUCCAGAACAAGCCCCCGUAUUUAAUAAUUGCUGGAGCUGUCGCGUACUCUCCGGGUCGGGGCUGAUAGGGGCGGGCGGGUAUGUGUACUGGGUGGCGCGGAAGCCCAUGAAGCUGGGAUACCCCCCGGGUCCAGGGACUAUCACGCAGAUGGUCAUCGGCAUCAGCAUUGCUUGUUGGGGUGUGAUCAUCCUGUCAGACCCCAAGGGGAAGGCUAUCCGUGCUGCUUGAAAGUACCACCAGUGAAUUUGUCAUCUUCUGUCCCUGUCCGCGUGACACACAGAGCAAGCAUGGGGCUUAUGGACAUUCUGGACAGAUAUAUCGACGUUGAUAGACUUCAGUGCUGUGGAUCCUACAAGAUUGAAAAGACAAACAUGAGUUGUCAUUCUUUGGCCAUGAGGGUUUGUAGCUGUCUUCUCAGGCUCCACAGGGAUCAAUAAAUCCCUCAGAGAACAAA
Molecule: messenger RNA, 602 nt
Organism: Equus quagga
Lineage: Eukaryota; Metazoa; Chordata; Mammalia; Perissodactyla; Equidae
Gene: DMAC1
Product: distal membrane arm assembly component 1
Exons: 2
Coding region: 38-376 (112 amino acids)
Source: RefSeq, a predicted model, not a curated record